GCAGGGUUCCGGGCGGGCGGUUGCUCAGCUCUCCAUUCUGUGCUGCCUUGGCGUCUCAGACUGCACUGAAAGGUCCUUGCCUAAAUCUCGGUCUCCAGCCCUCGCCCACGUUUUGAGUGUGGGAGGGUGCGAGGUGCCUGAAGAACCCUGGAUCUUGUCUGUGCGACCUUGAGCCCGUGCCUGGACCCUCUAGACUCUGGGAAGCGCCUGGACAAGACCGCACCCCGUAGCUUGUUGGGAGGUCUCAGGCAGACGCCACUGCAACCAUCAAGCUGUUAGCCUCUCUACUUCCAAGUGAUCCCUCUAAUUCCUUACAUGAAGUACAUUAUGGCUUUCUCUCUGAUUUCCGGAUAUGCUGUGCACAUUUCUUAUUUUUAGUAGCAAUGUAAUGUAUUAGUGAGCAUGCUCUUCAGAGUUGGACAGGCCUAGGUUGACAUAUCAAAGCUGUGUUGUUUCACCCAUCAAACGUGUAGCAAAAUUGUCUUUCCUCCUAGAUUUGUUGACCAGAUGAGGCUUUCAUCUAUCUUAGUUCAGUGGCAGCUUGGAUUAAUUAGGAGAAAAUCAAACACACCAGCAAAUGAGAAUCUAGGCAGAAACAAAUCCAAGCAAUUAUAUAACUACGUAAUUGUCAUUGAUUUUGAGUCUACAUGCUGGAAUGAUGGGAAGCACAACAGUAGCCCCGAAAUAAUUGAAUUUCCAGCAAUAUUGCUGAAUACAUCAACUGGAGAGAUUGAAUCUGAAUUCCAUGCUUAUGUUCAGCCUCAAGAACAUCCAGUUCUUUCUGAAUUUUGCAUGGAACUAACGGGCAUAAAGCAGGCUCAAGUUGAUGAAGGAGUCCCUCUGAAGAUUUGCUUGUCUCAGUUCUGUACAUGGAUUCAUAAGAUUCAGCAACAGAAGAAAUUUUUUUUUACUGCCGGGGUUUCAGAGCCUUCUACUUCUGAAGUAAAAUUAUGUGCAUUUGUCACUUGGUCAGACUGGGACUUGGGUGUUUGCCUGGAGUAUGAGUGUAAAAGAAAACAGCUGUUAAAACCUGUGUUCUUAAAUUCUUGGAUUGAUCUUAGAGCAACUUACAAGCUUUUCUAUAGAAGAAAACCAAAAGGACUAAGUGGUGCCUUGCAGGAUGUGGGAAUAGAAUUCUCAGGAAGAGAACAUUCUGGGUUGGAUGAUUCUCGGAAUACUGCUCUUCUUGUUUGGAAAAUGAUCAGGGAUGGUUGCCUAAUGAAAAUUACAAAGUCUUUGAACAAGGUUCCCAAGAAGAAUUCCAACAUUUUGGCCAGAAGUUGGAAUACAAAUCAAGUUGGAGAAACAUCUGCCUGCAACUUUAGCAUCCAGGGUCCCAGAAUAAAUGAUAGGGAGUCUAAAAAUUCAGUAAGUCCUCAGGAAAAAAUUCAAAUGAAUUCCAUUUGUAUGAAUUCCCCUAUAAGAGUACCGAAGCAUCAGUUACUAUCAGAGAGCAAUACGAAAGCCAGUCUUCACAGUAUGAAAAGUUGCUCAUCUGUUUUUAAUACUAAGCCCUCUACUUCUCAGGAACAGUUUCAGUCUCACAGCCUGAAUUCACCUAUCUAUGUGCAGAACCAAAGAAAAAGUGAACAUCUUGCAUUUAAUACCAAAUCCAAGUCUUCAACAUAUGGUUCAGAAUUGGUACUUGUUUCUACCACCAUUCCAUCUGUUAAUCAUGUUUCUGAUAUGGAUAUGAGUUCUACAGUUGACUGUUUACCUGUGUUGGCAAAUUGGAAAGAUGUGGUUUUAUUGCCAGCAUCUCAGCCUGAGCAAAAUAUAGAUUGUAUACCUCCUUUUAGUGACACAAAUUUAGAUACUUCAUUUAAUUCUGGAGAGACAUUGAUGGUUUUAAAAGAAUCAGAAGUGCCAAGUUCUGAAAAACUUGAGGGCAUCAAGGAAACUCCUAAAACAUUUGAGACCUCUAAGUCUUUUGUAUACAAGAGUCCUCACAAUACAGUUUAUAAUGUAAAAGAAGGCAUACAUCCAGGUUCAAAUGCUUCUACCUUUAAAUUACCUGCAUGCAAAUCACAUACCUUCAACAGUGUUAAUGUCAAUGCAUCUGAUUAUUCAGCUUUGGAGAAACACCCUCUUUUAGGUGGUACUAAAAGGAAUUCAUCUAAUCUUUCAGCUUUCCCACCAGCUAAAAAACAGACACUCAUUAUUCAUGAACAAAAGCCUACAUCACUUGAUUGCUCCCCAGUAAGAAGUUCUUCCCGAAAGGUUCUCCCCUCUGUAUUAACAGCUACAGUUAAUCUGCAAGAGCCUUGGAAGAAUGCAAAAAUGACACCUCCUUUAUGCAAGUGUGGCCGAAGAUCUAAGAGACUUGUUGUUUCUAACAAUGGACCAAACCAUGGAAAGGUCUUCUAUUGUUGCCCUAUUGGGAAAUACCAAGAAAACAGAAAACCUUGUGAUUAUUUUAAGUGGGAACAAACACUUCAGAAGGAAAGAAUCAAUAGGAUAGCUCACUCCACAGGGAGUCUCACUUUUAGUUCUCCAAAAACAAGCUAUAUUCAUGACAAAAAUUUAAGUUUUUCUGCUAAAUAUUCUUUGAGACUCAGACCUUCCUUAAGGAAUUGAUAAACCUUCUUCACAUCUAAAGUAUGUUCUUCAGUACAACUUUUUAAAAUUUUGUUUUUAGUGCUGAGAAUUGCACCCAGGACCUUCACAAUGAGGUACAUCCCCACCUCU
This is a messenger RNA of Chinchilla lanigera (long-tailed chinchilla), 2688 nucleotides long. It is a transcript of the gene Eri2, whose product is annotated as ERI1 exoribonuclease family member 2. Gene Ontology annotation, biological process: exonucleolytic trimming to generate mature 3'-end of 5.8S rRNA from tricistronic rRNA transcript (SSU-rRNA, 5.8S rRNA, LSU-rRNA). Gene Ontology annotation, molecular function: nucleic acid binding; 3'-5'-RNA exonuclease activity; zinc ion binding. The transcript has 9 exons. The coding region runs from base 508 to 2577 and encodes 689 amino acids. Lineage: Eukaryota; Metazoa; Chordata; Mammalia; Rodentia; Chinchillidae. The record is from RefSeq and is a predicted model, not a curated record.